AUGGAUCUAAGUGGAAUCGCAGCCGGCAGCGAAACUGCGACAGCAGUACCCUCUGAGGUCAGCGCGUGCCCCUGCAUCCGCAACCGCUUCAGCGCUUUAGAGAAUGCCAUUGCGAAUGCCGCUGAGUAUCUGUCACAAGCAGGGGUCUUAGGGGCUGCGCGCCUGGUUGGAUCCAUGCAGAUCGAAGACGGGCAGUUGUUGCAAGCGGAGGAGCGACUUUGGGGUAUCGCCGCUAUGCGGGACAGCGGAGGUCAGAGUAUCUGUCCUGGUGUUCGCUGGAGACAACAACAGCGCGCCUUCAAGUCCAAGCAAACAGACCUGCAGUGCCACAUCAGAAAGCUAAGGGCGGUUCUGCUCGGCCUAGCAGAGGAGGGCAGGCGCGCCAUUGCAAAGCUAAAGAGCAAAGGAGACGAAGUUCGCGACGCCUUUCCUGACCUCGUCAGCUGCACGUGCACCCCAUCCCAGACCCAAAGUCCCAGACGCUCAGACAUGGAAGCCUUUCAGAGGCUGCACAGGCAGUGGAUGGACAGCAAUAAGGGGCACAUUGCAGCCAAGACAGGAAGCAGCCCUGUAGUGGACAGAAUAAAAACUGCACGUUGGUCGCGAAGGCUAUUUGCGAUCUGUGCUCAGUUCCCUGCGUUAGAAGAUGUCCUGCGGCAGCGAGCAGUGGAGGAAGAGCGGCAGCAGCAACUACAAGCUGAAGUUCAGUCUCUAAGCAAAGUGCUCGAGGCCAGCGAAGAGCGUGUCAAGGAGGCAACGGAGAGCCUGGCCGCGGCCACCCAUCUGCGCGUUUCUUCUCAGCCCGCCGUUUCCCUCACCUCUAUAAUGACAGCUCUCCAGGCAGGCAGAAUGGCACGCAGAAUCGCUCAAGUUUGCCGUAUGCGCUCGUGGCUUUGUUACGGUCAGCACAACAAUGGAGAUUGCACGAAUGCGGUUACAGGAGCCUUCAUGUGCGCUGAGGUGCUGCUGUCUACUUUCCUUCAAAUGCCAAGUGCUCCUCUACUGCUCCCGCAGGCUGAACUGAAGCAGCUGGACGUACGGGCAGCGAUAUUGCUACAAGCGUCAAACCAGGCAAAGUCUGAUACUGCUGCGGAAGCGGUGGAAGAAGCUGAAGAGAUCCCCACCCUUGACUGA
Molecule: messenger RNA, 1134 nt
Organism: Eimeria acervulina
Lineage: Eukaryota; Apicomplexa; Conoidasida; Eucoccidiorida; Eimeriidae
Exons: 2
Coding region: 1-1134 (377 amino acids)
Source: RefSeq, a predicted model, not a curated record